This is a messenger RNA of Dicentrarchus labrax (European seabass), 2128 nucleotides long. It is a transcript of the gene pofut1, whose product is annotated as protein O-fucosyltransferase 1. Gene Ontology annotation, molecular function: peptide-O-fucosyltransferase activity. Gene Ontology annotation, biological process: protein O-linked glycosylation via fucose; Notch signaling pathway; regulation of Notch signaling pathway. Lineage: Eukaryota; Metazoa; Chordata; Actinopteri; Moronidae. The transcript has 7 exons. The record is from RefSeq and is a predicted model, not a curated record. Gene Ontology annotation, cellular component: endoplasmic reticulum. Bases 62 to 1249 code for a protein of 395 amino acids.
AAUAAACCCGAAGAAGAAGACGUCGAAAAGCCAGUGCAUUCUGGGAUGUGAAAUAAACACAAUGGCGGUUAAUCAACAAGCAUAUCAAGAUCUGGUAGUGACAUGUUUACUUUCAUUACUUCUGCUCCAAACAUGUCGGACUUUUGCCGAAGAGUUGAAGUGGGAUGAGAAUGGCUACGUGUUGUACUGCCCGUGCAUGGGUCGCUUUGGAAACCAGGCAGACCACUUCCUGGGAUCUCUGGCCUUUGCAAAGAUGUUGAACCGAACCCUGGCAGUCCCUCCCUGGAUAGUGUACCGCCACCACACACCCCCUUACACCAAUGCCCAUGUUCCCUACAGAGAGUUUUUCCAACUGGAGGCCUUGUCUACCUACCACCGUGUGGUCAGCUUGGAGGAGUUCAUGGAGAAGCUGGCUCCUAAACACUGGCUCUCAGGACAGAGGAAAGCCUACUGCUUUGAGACUGCUGCACAGCGGAGUGCAGACAAAAAAUCCUGCCCUAUGAAGGAUGGGAACCCAUUUGGUCCUUUCUGGGACUAUGUCGGUGUGGAAUUUGACACGUCUGUCUUGUUUGGUGGAAUUUCUUUCAGUGCCUACCACCAACCUCAGUGGAUGAAGAAGUUCCCUCCAUCUGAGCACCCUGUCCUUGCAUUGCCCGGGGCUCCUGCCCAGUUCCCAGUGACAGAGGAGCAUGUGGGCCUGCAGCGCUACGUGGUGUGGUCAGACAAGAUGGUAAAGGAGGGAGAAGACCACAUUGCCACCCUGCUCACCAGGCCGUAUGUCGGCAUUCACCUGAGGAUUGGCAUUGACUGGCAAAAUGCAUGCAAAAUGCUGAAGAGUGGUGAUACAGGGCCUCACUUCAUGGCCUCCCCUCAGUGCGUUGGCUACAACCGCCAGACAGCCUUGCCUCUCACCAUGACCAUGUGCCUCCCUGACCUGGCGGAGAUCCGCAGGGCUGUCAAGCUGUGGGUGAAGAAGACCUCUGCCCGCUCCAUCUACAUCGCCACUGACUCAGAAUCCCACAGCAGGGAUAUUGAAAAGCUCUUCAAGGGCAAGGUGAAAGUGGUGAGUCUUCAGCCAGACUCGGCGCAGAUGGACCUGUACAUCUUAGGCCGGGCUGACCACUUCAUUGGCAACUGCGUCUCGUCCUUUUCCGCGUUCGUGAAGAGAGAACGGGACGUCCACGGCCUUCCAUCCUCCUUUUUCGGCAUGGACAAGCCUGGGAAAUUAAAUCACAAAGACGAAUUCUGAGGAUGAGGGUCAGGUGGUUGUCCUCGGGGCGCUAAUGCUGGAUGACUGUCAUGAGUGAGGAGGCGAGAGAGCACGUGGAAGGACAUUUAUAUGUGACGUGAUGGUUCAUUGUGUGUCAAGGCCGGUCCCAUUUGAGGCUGGGGCUUCCUGUGUGAGAAAGGGCUUAUAAAAUAGGAUAUAGGAGGUCAGUGGUAUAAUGACACAGACACUGCUGUUGCCAGAAACACUUUAUUUUUGUCUGUUCCCUGCUUGAAAAUCCAGUAUUUGUAUGUUCCCUCUUAAGAUCACUAUACUAAAACCAGUUUUUGUUUCUAUCAGGGAAGCACACAUUUCAUGUAGCUCCUGCCAUAUUCUGUAGCGGCAACCAUGUUUUGCAAUCCAGACAUGUUAGAGGGACCUCUGGUGACCUCUGGUGACCUCUGUGAACCCUGGAAAAGACUGAUUGCAGUGUCAGCGAUCAUGUUCUCCUUCUCUUUUUCUUCCUACCUUUCCAUCCCGCCAUCUCUUUCCAGCUAACUCUUUCCUACCUGCCCUCCAUUCCAAGGAGAGCACAGUAACCGAACCUCCCAUACGUACUAAUUAUAGGAAGGAAAAAGUCUUUCCCACCUCUCAUUUUACAACCAAAAAUUUUUAGGACCAAAAAACUGAUGAAAUGUGUGGAACUGUGUCCUGAAUGUCAUGGGGAUCAUCAUAUUGUUACUUGGUGAAUGUGAACAUAAUGUUUCAGGGAGACAAAAGAGUUGAUUUGCACUGGUUGUGUCGAUUAAAUGCAGUUGGGGAUGUGUGGAAGCAGUGGAAGCAGUGGAAGCAGUGAAUGCAGUAAAAUGUUUUCUAUCAUGUUUUUCACCAAUAAAGUGAUGCUAACUCAUUUUUAAAGAA